Messenger RNA from Aspergillus ruber CBS 135680, 1360 nucleotides. RefSeq lists its product as uncharacterized. The record is from RefSeq and is a predicted model, not a curated record. NCBI's taxonomy places the organism in Eukaryota, Fungi, Ascomycota, Eurotiomycetes, Eurotiales, Aspergillaceae. The coding region runs from base 335 to 1279 and encodes 314 amino acids. The transcript has 2 exons.
CAACAAACUACAAGAGAAAGGAAUGCAAAAUGGAAGAUUCUAAAUGCCAUUUCUGUGUCCUGAGAGUUAUAAUACCUGGUAUUCCUGGCAAAAAGGCCUGGUUCCCGGGAGAUACCCUUACAGGUUUCAUUGAGAUCACUUCUCCGGAAUUCAACAUUGUGGAUGUAAGAGUCACACUUGAAGGUUUGUCUCAAUGGAUAGAAUAAGAUUAUUUAUGAGAAUUUUAUUUAUGCAAUAACUAGGUCGUUUACGAGUUUGGAUGCACAGACAUGACCAUGACCAGAACGCAGAUUAUUACCCAUUUGAAGAUAUGGUGGAACAUCAGUUUCUCAAAAUGGACUGCACACCAAACUGGUCCAGUCCUGUACAAAACCCAAACUCUAAUGAUCUAAUAUCCUUUCUCCAAUUCGACUUCACCAUCCCACAUAAAGUAUUCCUCCUACCUGGCACCGAGAACCCAGAAGGCUCCCUCCAGUUGCCCCCCUCCUUUGAGGAUGGUGGCGAAUUCGUGGAUACAGCAACAAGUAAACGAUACAAGCAGCCGCUUGUUUUGUAUGCAAUUCAGACCAGCGUGACACUAAGCCCUCCCAGAAAUACGCAUACACCUUUACGCAGUCUCUACGCCAUGAACAAGAUUCAAGUACUUCCUCGUUCUGGUGCGCAACCGCCAUCGGCUACUGAAGACUUCCCCGGGGAAUUCCAGAUGGCGUGUGUGAGGACGAUAAAGACACAGCGUUGUUGUAUUCCCUGGAAGAGCUUAGCUGUGGGGAAAAUGGCUAUGUCAACAAGGGAGCCUCCACCAAUUAAGCUAGAUAUACCUGCUCCUAGAGGGGCUACUUACUGCGAGAUCUCAGUCACCUUUAUGCCAACAAACCCCGUUAAGCUAGUGGGGAACUUUCAGCAUAAUUUUCUGAACUGCCGUUUAAGAUCUCGGUUACGUAUCAAAACAUACUAUUCAACCCAGAAUCUUCAACAAAUACCACAGAGGUCAAGAUGCUCACCACUGUUCCCGGUUCGGUUGCGAUCAAGUUUUAUUGACUUGGAUACUCGUGAUAUAUUAAUGUCACUAAGUCCCUCAUCUGAGGCAAGGAAAGAAUGGAUGGCAUCAAUCUGUUUGCCAAUACAUACACCAUUGGACAUGACGCCUAGUUUUACCUCUGCAUUUGCUGCACGGUUAUACGCUCUUAACCUCGAUAUCAGAUUGCCUGACCUGGCUCAUGAGCCAUUUAAACUGGAGGUUCCUCUACAGUUGGUUUUUGGACAUGGAUAUCCUGACUGAAAGCUGCACAUUGUAUCUUGGUCUUUGCUCUGUACACUUAAUUUCUAUAUGUUAGGACUGGUAGAAAAUGCUUGUUUUAAC